GAUAAGCAGAGCAGGGAUCGUGUCUGGUGUGUGUGCAAGUUGUUGUGUGUCUACAAUGACCACGUGUUGGCCGGCGUUAGUCUGAAACCACUGCAAGAUAGUUGGAUUGGGUUUGUUGGGGUUCUUUUCUGAAAGUUUAUCCAACUGAAAAUGGAGUCCGUUCCCGACCAGUUCAUGGAAUUCCACCCGAUCCACGGUAUCAACGUCAGACUGGACGACUCAGGAACACAGGCCACCCGUGUGGAGAGCUUUGCAAAUGGAGUGUGUUUCAGCAAACAGCCUCUGAAGCCCGGGGAGAUUUUUCUAAUAGAGAUCGAGGAUAAGGAGCUGGGCUGGUGCGGCCACCUCCGGGUCGGCCUGACUGCCAGGGACCCCGGCAACUUAGAUGUGGUACCUGAAUACUCCAUUCCAGACCUGACAGACUCAGGGGACAGUUGGGUAUUUGCCAUCACUCGCAACCACAACAAGGUCAUAGAGGACCCUGCAGCAGGGGGUCAAGAGGCCGGAGACGAAGGACCGGCUGGGGGUCGGAGGCUCGGACGAGGGGAGGCUGAGGAUGGAGCUGGAGAUGCAGGAGGAUAUAUCAACAUCAAACCAGAAACCUUUUUCACUGACUCUCACUUGUACAUUGAGAAUUUUCGGAUCCCCAAAGACAAGCUGGUCGGGCGGAGCAGGCCCGGACGCUACAGCCACAUUUUGGACGACUUGUAUAAGACCAACUCCCUGCCUCCCACAGCCAGACGCAGCCGGAUAGGAGUACUGUAUGUGCCCAGAGGGCGAGACCUGGCUGAUAUGCACAUUGUCAUCAAUGGUGAGGACAUGGGGGCUUCUGCAAAGGGGAUCCCCUCCAUCCAGCCUCUCCAUGCUGUGGUGGACGUCUUCGCUGCUACUAAGUGUGUCCGGAUUGUCCAGGUGGAGUAUGGAUUCUCGUCCUUGCAGACGUUGUGCAGGAUGGCCAUCCAGAAGCACAUUGUCCACAGGAUGGCCAUCGACUGGCUGGAGCUGCCCGAGGCGAUGAAGCACUACUGCAAGUAUGAAUAAAGGAUUCAGACCUGCAAUGGACAGAAAUAUAAUUUCUGAGCUCUCUAUCCAAGACAAUUAUAUUUAUUUGUAUGAUGGAAGUCUGGGAUUUAUCUAUAAAAAUAAAGUUAAAAGUGUUAUGUUGAUACCUGCCAGACACUGCUGACGCUGACAUGACUGAGAUGACACGUGCUAACUAAAAAUAA
Messenger RNA from Cottoperca gobio, 1226 nucleotides. RefSeq names its product neuralized E3 ubiquitin protein ligase 2 (gene neurl2). Gene Ontology annotation, biological process: intracellular signal transduction. The transcript is spliced from 2 exons. Lineage: Eukaryota; Metazoa; Chordata; Actinopteri; Perciformes; Bovichtidae. The record is from RefSeq and is a predicted model, not a curated record. The coding region runs from base 151 to 1041 and encodes 296 amino acids. Gene Ontology annotation, molecular function: ubiquitin protein ligase activity.